CUGUGCCUGUGGACAGGAGUUCCCUGGUGCCUAUGACCUCAUGCUACACCAGAGGACUCACUAUAUAAGGAGCAGGGUACCAUGUGGGACACAUACCAUGACUGCACACCUGCAAACAUCCGCUGUAAAGAGAGAGCGUGGUCACACUGAGGAGGAGGAGGAAGGAGAGGAAGUUGGUGGAUUUAUUAAACGUGAAGAAGCAGCUUCUUGGGAUCCUCCUCAACUCGGAAUGAGUCCUGCCUCUAGCCACGGCAGUGAGGAGACCACCUCUACAUCAGGAGAACCUGAGCAACACCAGGAGAACCACGACACAGCCACGACGUCUCACCGCUGCUUUGGCUGUGGACAGGAGUUCCCUGCUGCCUACGACCUCGUGUUACACCAGAGGACACACAUAGAGAGAGGCUUCUACAAGUCUGUCUGUGGAGAGCUGUUCUACCAGAAGGAGUUACUCAAAACACACCAUCAGAAAGUUGACACAGGAAUACCUGGACAACACCGGACGAAUCCCAAAGCUAAGAAGUCUCACGACUGUGUAGUGUGUGGAAAACAACUAUGGGAAGCAAUGAAGCUGAAGAGGCACAUGAGGACACACACAGGAGAGAAACCUCACGGCUGCUCUGUGUGCGGCAGAGGAUUCACGCAGAAAGGAAAUCUGAAAACACACAUGAAAACACACAGAGGGCUGAACCCCAAAUUGUGGUCCGCUGGAGAGGCCAGUCCCUCGACAUCAGGAGAACCUAAACAACACCAGAAGAACCACACAGCUAAGACAUUUCAGAAUUGCAUAGAAUGUGGGGAGAUGUGCCGAACUCUACCAGCACUAAAAAGACACAUGAAAACUCACACCAGUAAGAAGCCGUCUUACCAAUGUUCCCUUUGCGGGGCGGGAUUCACUGAGAAAGGGCAAAUCCAAGAGCACCAGUUACAGCAUGCUGAGAGAAGCCGUACUCCUGCCCUGACUACCACCUUCAUCCAUCAGCCUCCAUCCGUCAGCCUCCAUCAGUCAGCUCCCAUCCGUCAGCCUCCAUCCGUCAGCUCCCAUCCAUCAGCUCCCAUCCAUCAGCCUCCAUCCAUCAGCUCCCAUCCGUCAGCCUCCAUCCGUCAGCUCCCAUCCGUCAGCCUCCAUCCGUCAGCCUCCAUCCAUCAGCUCCCAUCCAUCAGCUCCCAUCCGUCAGCCUCCAUCCGUCAGCCUCCAUCCGUCAGCUCCCAUCCAUCAGCCUCCAUCCGUCAGUCUCCAUCCAUCAGCUCCCAUCCAUCAGCCUCCAUCCGUCAGCUCCCAUCCGUCAGCCCCCAUCCGUCAGUCUCCAUCCAUCAGCUCCCAUCCAUCAGCCUCCAUCCGUCAGCUCCCAUCCGUCAGCUCCCAUCCGUCAGCUCCCAUCCGUCAGCCUCCAUCCGUCAGCUCCCAUCCGUCAGCCUCCAUCCAUCAGCUCCCAUCCAUCAGCCUCCAUCCGUAAGCUCCCAUCCAUCAGCCUCCAUCCGUCAGCCUCCAUCCAUCAGCUCCCAUCCGUCAGCUCCCAUCCGUCAGCCUCCAUCCGUCAGCCUCCAUCCGUCAGCCCCCAUCCGUCAGCCUCCAUCCAUCAUCCUCCAUCCGUCAGCUCCCAUCCGUCAGCUCCCAUCCGUCAGCCCCCAUCCGUCAGCCCCCAUCCGUCAUCCUCCAUCCAUCAUCCAUCAUCCCCAUCCAUCAGCUCCCAUCCGUCAGCUCCCAUCCGUCAGCCUCCAUCCAUCAUCCUCCAUCCGUCAGCUCCCAUCCAUCAUCCUCCAUCCGUCAGCUCCCAUCCGUCAUCCUCCAUCCGUCAGCCUCCAUCCAUCAUCCUCCAUCCAUCAGCCUCCAUCCAUCAGCCUCCAUCCAUAA
Oncorhynchus gorbuscha (pink salmon) is the source of this 1855-nucleotide messenger RNA. RefSeq names its product zinc finger protein 33A-like. The transcript has 5 exons. Bases 41 to 1855 code for a protein of 604 amino acids. Gene Ontology annotation, biological process: regulation of transcription by RNA polymerase II. Gene Ontology annotation, molecular function: DNA-binding transcription factor activity, RNA polymerase II-specific; RNA polymerase II cis-regulatory region sequence-specific DNA binding. Lineage: Eukaryota; Metazoa; Chordata; Actinopteri; Salmoniformes; Salmonidae. The record is from RefSeq and is a predicted model, not a curated record.